Molecule: messenger RNA, 1704 nt
Organism: Sphaerulina musiva SO2202
Lineage: Eukaryota; Fungi; Ascomycota; Dothideomycetes; Mycosphaerellales; Mycosphaerellaceae
Exons: 2
Coding region: 1-1704 (567 amino acids)
Source: RefSeq, a predicted model, not a curated record
AUGGCGACCAGAUGGCAUUUCGCUGGGGAUGAUGCGCUUCCGUAUGCUUUUGGUGCUAUCGGAGAAGAGGUUAAGGCGGCGCGAGGAGAUUUCAACUUCAGUGACAAUUAUGGCGCAAGUAGCGUCUUCGAGAAUUCACCGACCAGUAGCGAUGACACGGAUAGCUUACGCAAACUGGUCGAAGGCUCCAAGCCCUUGAAUAAGGAGAGUCCGCGAGCUGCACUGUACCAGGCACAAUUCAAGACUAACGAGCCAUCCGCCGACGACAUCGAAUUGCAGAAAGAGGAAGCUGCGGUGGCAACCCUUUUGGAAGCAGUCGCCGGAUUCAAUAUGGACGGCUAUGACUAUCCUUGUGAUGAAUCCUCUGUUGACUCCACUAUACCUACAAUGGAACAUAGCCCUAUCCAGGCCCCGGGGUACCCUGACUCCGAGGAUUCCGACUCUCCCACUCCGCAUAGUCGCCCAAUCCGCCUGGCAGACAUCGAGUUCCCCACACCGCAGCGCCAACCAGUCAGCCUGGCGGAAUACAAACGAUCACCUCCAGGCGCCGCAACUCGUCAUGUGAGCCACAGCGUAUCGCACCUUGGAUACCCAUUUCUGCCGUCCCCCGUCCAGGAGGACCCACGUGGUCAGUCGGCAGAGCUGACCGCUGAACCUGACCAUACCAACGACAAAAUCGUCCAUUCUCAAGAUCCGGUAUACUGGUUCAACCAUGAGGCCCUUUCCAGUCUCGAACCACGAGAUCUGUUAAGCAUACUUUAUGCCGCUACCUCUGGUGCUACCUCUGGUGCUACCUCUGGUGCUACCUCGAGCAACAGCUCGCGCUCCGAUCAGAAGACGUACUUGGAGCUUUUCAACGACGUCAAUGACAAGAUCGAGUUGAUUUGUCGCAGUUAUGUUUCCAUCAACGCACCUGGCGAUCCCGAGGAGCGCCGCAAGUUCAAACACCUUGCAUCUUCGCACGUCAACUACAAGGGGGUUGCCCAAUACAUCAUGCAGACCGCACACCUGCAGUCAGCCUUUGUCGUCGGCCUGAUUUGGCGCUUGGUUUUUGACUCCAUAUUUGACACUCCGGUGCUUGAUCAAGCCCCAUCGCCGUACGCCCAAGCUUUUCUCAAGGCUUGGAUCGAAGACUUCCACGGUGACCCCACCCGUUCUCAGAUGGAAUGGGCUGAAUACAAACGUCCCCGCAUGGAAGCUCGCACUGCAGCCGCCCGCAAUGUGAUUGAGCAGACGCAUGGAUUCACCGAGUGGGUCGAGUACUUUGCUGCAACCAAGACUAUGGCCAUUGUCGAUCAACUCGCCUUCGCCUGGCGCCAGGGCACCAAGAAAACGGUCUCGGUCGAACUCUGCGUGCCUAUCCUCAAGCUGGUUCGCAUUGCCAUCCGAAUGCGCUCGGAGCUUAGACAUUUCGGCUUUACGUUCCUACAGUAUGGGCUCAAAGCCCGAAGCGAUAUCUAUGUCCAGCACAGCGAAUACGGCAGCGAGGCACCACCACCUCCAUCGGACGAUGAGAACCAACACGUCGUCUUCACCAAAGUCCCAGGCAUCUACGAGAGAGACUUUGGCGAAGUGCGCCUUGCGCAGACCGACCUGUACAAGCUCGAAGUCGUGGUUCGCAAGAAUUGGCCGGGCAAGGGACACAUGCACAAGAAGUUCACCGGUGCACUCGUCAACUCGCACCCGGAAGGCCUUCGCCGCUAA